UUGUUUCAUUUUUGGCACAAGGCUUUGCCAAGUCGAAGAGAAAGAAGAGGAAAGGAGACAGCCGGAAGAGAAACCACUAUGGCGACGGCGACUUUGUCGGUAGAAGCUUUGCCUCUAGGGUUUAGAUUUAGACCGACGGACGAGGAACUCAUCAAUCACUACCUCAGGUUGAAGAUCAACGGCCGUGAUUCGGAGGUGCGCGUCAUUCCCGAAGUCGACGUCUGCAAGUGGGAGCCUUGGGAUUUGCCUGGGUUGUCGGUGAUUAAGACAGAUGAUCAGGAGUGGUUCUUCUUCUGUCCCCGUGAUCGGAAGUACCCGAGUGGCCAUCGUUCGAACAGAGCCACUGACACUGGCUACUGGAAAGCCACGGGGAAGGAUCGAACAAUCAAGUCCAAGAAGAUGGCGGUUGGCAUGAAGAAGACUCUGGUCUUCUAUCGUGGUCGUGCUCCGAGGGGCGAGAGGACCAACUGGAUCAUGCAUGAGUACCGUGCCACUGACAAAGACCUCGACGGCAACGGCCCUGGCCAGAAUCCAUAUGUUCUGUGCCGCCUGUUCCACAAACCAAGUGAUAGCUGUGGUACUGCAAACUGUGAUGAACUAGAGAAUGCCAAAUCCACUCCCACCAGCACCAAAUCCAUUCCCGAUGACACGUCUUCUGAGAUGGUCCAAGAAACAGCUACAUCUCGCUCGCAAGCUUCAAAGGAAACAGAUGAUACUGAAAAAUCCCCGAGUGGUAAGUAUGAUGAUGUGAAACCCAAUGAUCCACUGAUUGACAAGAGCUUUGCCAAUCGGGUUACGGCUUCUCAUACUGGAGACACUGUUUUGGGGAAAAACAUGGUUGAGGAAAAUGAUCCAUUUGCAAGGGACAUUCCUAAUCUUUAUGGUCCGAGUUUUGCUCAGAUUGGCAACAAAACGAUUUGUCCAGCACAGUCAAGCAUUGGUUUUGCCGCAUCGCACAUGGAUUCACUGUAUGACAGCGAUUUUGGUAACAGUGAUAGUAUGUUACAUUUUCAAGAUGGUGCUUCUUUACAGGAUGUAUCCUUGACAGCAGUCUUGGAUGAGGUAUUCGGUAACUAUAAUGAACCCUCUUGUGAGGAGUCAACUAAAGGGAAAGACAUAGCUCUUCCAAGGAUGAUGCAUUUCCCCGGAGGAAAUACAAGCAUGCUCUCAGCUAUGAAUCCCUUUCUCAGCGAUACUGUUCCAUUUGUUGACAGUGAUGCUGUAGUAGCCGGAGCACAGCAAUAUGUACCAGACAUUGUUGGUUCCAAAUGGGUCGGAGAACCCGUUGACUACAAAGAGUUUGUGGAGAGGCAAACAUUGUCGGGAACCUCCCGGACCUUGACACCAAUGCAUGGUCAUGCCUCUUAUGCAACUAUCGACCCGUUUCAUCUUAAUCCGGAUGUUUUGGAGGGGAGCUUUGUUGGACCCGGUGAUGUAACCCGUCUCGGAGCUAGGGAUGGGCAACAUCAACCAAAUUCAGACUUCUUUGUUGACCAAGGCACUGCUCCUAGAAGACUCAGGCUACAGGUCGAGAGGUCACCUUCAUCUGUUGAUAGCAAGGGAGACAGAGCUGCAGGUCACAGCGAAGAAGAUGAAGUGCAAUCUGCCAUAUCCGAGGUUGAAUAUGAUAAGGGCCAAUCACAAUCAGCCUGUUCCGGCAUUCAAAGUGCAUCAAGAAGGAGAAUCCUUCUGCGGAUGAGAAGGCAGAAGCCUCCCUCUGAAACAGGACUUGAGGGAAAGGAUGAAGACCCAUUAGGGCGUCAUCUGAAGUUAAGACCGAAACAUGGUAAGUUCACGAUGGCUCAGCUAAAGAGAAGAUUACAAUUUAGCAGUAGUAGUAGAAGUAGUAGUGUGAUGAUGGUGGUGACGAUGGUGAUGGUGCUGGCGAUGGCGAUUUUUGUUGGAAUGUGGAGGAGGGGCUGGUUUGGUAUAAUCACAAAGAAUGCCAAAAAUAACCUCUUGUUUCAUUCGUUGAGAGACAUGAUGAUGUAGUAGUCUUUGCAAUGCCACGUGUAUCAAUGUCCUUAAGUUGCUCUGUUGUUGUUGUAAUGAUUGUGUUUAGGCUUCGUUCGGACCAAUGUCAAGAAGUCUAUUUGGCAGUUAUUAGUUAAAUUGAAAUUCUGGAUACUUGAGGAUUCUUUAGUUAGUUACUAGUUAGUAUGUAAUAUAUGUAUGGAUGGAUGUAUAUCCUGCGAGGUGAA
This is a messenger RNA of Tarenaya hassleriana, 2201 nucleotides long. RefSeq names its product NAC domain-containing protein 14. The record is from RefSeq and is a predicted model, not a curated record. The transcript has 7 exons. Gene Ontology annotation, biological process: regulation of DNA-templated transcription. Gene Ontology annotation, molecular function: DNA binding. Bases 79 to 1992 code for a protein of 637 amino acids. NCBI's taxonomy places the organism in Eukaryota, Viridiplantae, Streptophyta, Magnoliopsida, Brassicales, Cleomaceae.